AUGAACAAGGAUGUUGAAAUUUUAAAAAACCAUCCUAGCGUUGAUGAACUACAAGACAUUUUGGAGCGAAACCGUGACAAUGUAACAUUUGCGUACGUGAAUACCAUUCUUAAUUUCACCAUCCCUGAAAUAUACACCAUAUCUACCAGCUCCAAUUUGCUAGAAGAUAAUUCGUUAAAUACCGCGAUACAAAAUGUGUUUUAUUCUUCAUUGAUUGGCUUCGGCAAUCUUGUUAACAAGAUUUCCACGUUGAAUAGGGAUAUGAAAAGUAAAGAGUUGACUCAGCUUUACUUGGACAUUUUGCAAAAAGUAGUCGAUGAAGGAUUGAUUCCUCAAUUGGUUUCAAAUGCAAAGUCCCAAAGCGAGCUAGAAGAGAUUAACAAGUUGAUUUUCAAAGGCAGAGUCUUAUCAGUUGUGAAUGAGGUAUCCGUUCUACAACAUAUCGAGAUUGUGAAUGAGCAUUUAAGUAGCACGAAAGGAUACGCCACGUACUUGGCGAAAUCACUUGUUCAACUCUACAUUAAUGAAAGUGCUACCGACAAACUUGGCAUUAGCAACAACAGAGAUAACAAGACCUUAGAAUCGUUCAUUCACUCGAUACUAAAGCUAGGCAAAAUCCCGUUUAUAACAUUUUUCAAUGUAUUUUUUCAAGAACCAUAUUGGGACUACUUUGUUGCUACGUUUCGUGGAAUGAGGACUUUUCAAAAGAAAAGCUACGUCAAGUCAUUUUUUGUCGAGUACCUACCAGAGUCAAGAUUGAUCACUUUGUCAAAAAAUUUACCUGCAUUAUAUCAAAUUCUUCAGUCACUGUUUGCUGAAGUAUUAUUCAACGAUGACGCUAUUAUCGAGCUCAUUAUUUCCACUUGUGACAAAAAUUUAGUACAGCUUGGAGCAAUGAUUCUCAAUAGUUCAAGUAACUCAAGUCUUGAAAAAAGAAUGUUGAAGCAACUACUGAUUUGGUCAGAUACGGCAUAUAUCAAGACCGAACCCAUCACAUAUCAAGAAACUCGGACCUAUUUUUUAUUAACAAUGAUGUCUUAUAUGAAGCUUAAAGACUCUCAAUUUGUCAAGGCGUUGCUAAAGCAUAAACGUUUUUUAGAAGGGGUUAGCAAUCGACUACAAUCGCACUCCAAUAAUGCAAAGUCUCUUGCCAUAUUGUUGGCAGAUAAAGUAUGUAAACUCAAUGGAGAAAAACAGAUUUUUGAAAGUGCCAACAUAAAUAAUCCAUAUAGUAAUCUACUUGAAAGGAACACGCCUCCAAUGGAUAAUCAUAUUUCAUUUGCGGUUGCAUGGUCAAUCAUUAGAGGCGAAAAUCAAGUUGAAGAGCAAAACACUUUGAUUGAAGUAGAUAACUCAACAAGUACCACUGAAGCUUCAACAAACUCCGCCGCAUUAGCUUCUCAAGAAGUUAAUGAUUUGGAAAAUCUUCCACAAAAACCCAAAAUCCCCAAUCCUAUUUACAUAAAAGACUUACUUACGUACCUCUCGAAAGAUACGAAAAACCCCAACGCUUAUGACUUUCGACGUAAAGCUCUUGUUUAUGGCCCGUCUUUGCUCAAGCAGAAAUCUCAGCGCGGAAACGAAGUUGAGUUUUUUGCAGAAGAUCUCAUAACACAAUUGAUUGCGUUGGAUAAUUAUUUUAAUGAUUCAGAUUUCGAUGAUUUAAAGUUGCAAAACAUGAUAGCGGUGAUUGUGACGACUCCAAAAGUAACAUUCCACUUAUUUAAUUUAUUGUUGAAUGGCGAUUAUUCGCUCCAACAGAGAAUUACCAUCCUUUCUGCAGCUGGCCUAGCCGCAAGAGAACUCCGAGGGUUUAAAGAUGAUAUUGAGGAUGUGAGAAAAAGUGCAGCUGUAAACACUAAUAGUGGUUCUAGCACUAUCACCAACACCGUUACAAAUAUAACCACCAAAACAGUUGCACAGAUGCUUCCUCCUCAAUUGCAUGAAAAAUACAUGCAACUUGAGACUCUCACCAAUUCUGCAACAGAACAGGCGAAAAUUCCCCAAUUCCACAAAAUUAUUGCGACAAACUUUUAUUUCCCGCUCCUAAACGUUUGGUAUGAGGCAGGCACGAUAGAUAUUGGACAUUACCUGCCAAUUUUCAUAUCUCAUUAUAUAAAGACACUUCUGAUAUUCAUACACUGUGCUUACCCUUCCGCAACUCAGCUUAAUGAUAUGUGCAAGGAGUAUCUCACUUUGAGCUGUACUGUUAUAAAAAACUUGAAUAUCGACGAGAUUCAAGUUGUGCAAAGUGUCAUAUUAGGUAUUUUAUUGGUGUUUGAUGUACUUGACAGCCUUUAUAUUGUUCAAAAUUAUACCGAUGAUCUAGGAUUGAUUUCGCAAUGGCUACAAAGUAGCUGGGAGAUGAUUAAUGAUGAAGAUGUCAAAUCAGCUGCUGCUAAAUUGUUGUUGACAAUCCUGGACAUGGCAAAGAAAUAUGAAAGAACAAUGCUAUAUCAGGAUGGGUUUUAUUAA
Messenger RNA from Lodderomyces elongisporus, 2475 nucleotides. RefSeq lists its product as uncharacterized. Gene Ontology annotation, cellular component: cytosol. The coding region runs from base 1 to 2475 and encodes 824 amino acids. The record is from RefSeq and is a predicted model, not a curated record. Gene Ontology annotation, molecular function: Hsp90 protein binding; telomeric repeat DNA binding. NCBI's taxonomy places the organism in Eukaryota, Fungi, Ascomycota, Pichiomycetes, Serinales, Debaryomycetaceae. Gene Ontology annotation, biological process: telomere maintenance via telomerase; protein stabilization. The transcript has a single exon.